AUGACUGGGCAAAAGUCCGCCACCACUUAUGCGUUCAUCAUCGGCCUUCAUACCGGCGGCAUGGCAUACAAGGAGAUUGGAGAGCGAAUGAAAAUGCCGGUGAGGACAAUCAGUGACAUCUGCAGCCGUGCUAAGGCCCGGGGAUUUGACCCUGACGCGAAACCCUUGCACUUGGACGAGGCGUGCGUCAAGCCAGCUUCCCGUAAAGCCAAUAAGGCCAAGGUCAGUGAAGUAUUUGGACUUGUGAAAGCCCAUGCUAAUCUUGUCUGUAUGUAG
Messenger RNA from Penicillium chermesinum, 276 nucleotides. RefSeq lists its product as uncharacterized. Bases 1 to 276 code for a protein of 91 amino acids. NCBI's taxonomy places the organism in Eukaryota, Fungi, Ascomycota, Eurotiomycetes, Eurotiales, Aspergillaceae. The record is from RefSeq and is a predicted model, not a curated record. The transcript has a single exon.